Molecule: messenger RNA, 3358 nt
Organism: Schistosoma rodhaini
Lineage: Eukaryota; Metazoa; Platyhelminthes; Trematoda; Strigeidida; Schistosomatidae
Source: the annotation of a GenBank genome assembly
UUUUGAAUUUGUAAGAAUUACUACUUUUGAAAACUUUAUUUUCAUUAAUAACACUUAGUUUUGAAGUUAAUCAUUUGAUUGGUUACAUUAGUUGAAUAUGAUUGGCUAAGAAUGUAGGAAAGAUUAUUUAUACUAUUAGAAUUUGAACAGUUGAUUAUAUAAGACAUAAAAAUUAAAAAAAUAUAUAAUCUAUAGUAUUUCAUUGAAUAAAUUUAUUUAUUUAUUUGUUACCGUCCAGAGCAUGAUCAAAUAAUUUUAAAACUUUUUUAUGUGAAAUGAACACUGAGAACUAUCUAAAUGUGGAUCUAUCGCACAAUAACACUAAUAAUAAUGUAAGUGAACAAUUACAUACAAAUAGUAGUUCUAUAGUGGAAACUAUAACAUUUCUGGGAUUUAUUGUAAUUAUAACUAUCACUAUUGGUGGUAAUUUACUUGUUCUUGUUGCAAUCUGUACAAAACAUAAAUUACGAAGAAAUGUUACUAAUUGUUUUAUAGCAUCUUUAGCAGCAGCAGAUUUACUUUUGGGAGCUAUUGUUAUGCCAUUCGCUGUAAUUGAUCUAUUAAGAUCUAUCCAUAAAGAUGGUCUUCCAAAAAAUCAGCAGGAUCAGUAUAUUUUAUGGCCAUUUGGUCAAACCUGGUGUGAUAUGUGGCAUGCAUUUGAUGUUCUUACUUCAACAGCUUCAAUUUUAAAUUUAUGUGCAAUUUCAGUGGAGCGUUAUAUUGCUAUUUCAGACCCAUUUAAUUAUCCUUUACGUGUAACACAUUCACGAUGUAUUCUUAUGAUUAUGCUUACUUGGGUAUGCUCAAUACUAAUUUCCUUUCCAGCCAUUGCCUGGUGGCGACAUUCAAAUAGUACAUUUAAUGUAUCUGAUAUACAUGGUGUACCAGAUUUGGAAUGUUUAUUUUCUUCCGAUAGAGUUUAUCUAUUCAUUUCUUCGUGUAUUUCAUUUCAUAUACCCUUGAUAGUUAUGAUUUUUGUUUAUUGGAAAAUUUAUCAGAAAGCAAAUGGUCUCAUCAAGACACUGAACACAGGUAAACGGUUGAUUUAUCGAAAAUCACUAGGUGGUGAAGCGAUGAUAUUAAGAGUACAUAGAGGCGGCAUUACUAAACCACUGCCGUCAGCCUUGCCUCAAGGUGUAUUACCUCAUAAUUCUAAUACUUCUAUUAAAGUAUCGUGUUUAUCUUCUUGUGAAAUCCUCAACAAUCAGUCACCAGUAUUGUCGCCUACAGCAAAUGGUAAUAAUGACAAUAAUCAUGAAAUAUUAGAGUGUAAUAUAAAUGAAAACAAAAAUAAUAAAAAACAUGUUAAAUUUAUUCACCCUAGAAAAACUGAAUCAAUUCAUGGAAAAAACACUAACUGCACAUUAUUCUCUUGUUGCUACAGAACUAUAUUUAAUCGAUUUAAUGCAAAUAAGUCAUUAACACAAAAGGAUGACAAUGUGACAGCAACACCUGGGAUGCAGAAUGAAGAAGAAAGUUUACUGUCAUCAAGAAGCUACCUAAGUGAAAUAAAAAAACGAGUACAACGAUUUACUAAAGAACGAAAAGCAGCUAAAACUCUUGGAAUUGUGAUGGGUGUAUUUGUGUUAUGCUGGUUACCAUUUUUUGUUUAUAACACCAUGAAAGCUAUUUACCCGUCAGUUUUAAAAACUCAAGAGAAUAUAAUUUUUCCACUUGUCACAUGGCUUGGCUAUUUGAAUUCAGGUGUCAAUCCAUUUAUCUAUGCAUAUUCUUUACGGGAUAUUCGUAAAGCAUUUCUGGAUAUUCUGUGCACACAAUGUAAAACACAUUCUAAUUGGUGUCGCACAAAGCUAAAUCAAACUAGAGAUACCUAUGUAUCACAAUAUACCGAUGAACCAACAGACGCUAUAAAGUCUAUUAAUUGUCAGUCUACAAUGUCACUUGCUAAUGGUUCAAUAUCAUACACAGAUCACAAAUAUUCCCUGGAAUCGCCAUCUUCACCAUAGCAGAAGUAUUUCUCUCUUGAAAUGAAUUUAGAUGGAAAUAAUUCACGAAAUGAAUUGUUCGAUAACAAUAACAAGACAAUAUAGAAAUUUAUAGAAUUUUUGGAAUUUACUAUAACAUCUGACAGUCUAACUUCGAGUGUAUCAGAAGGAAAUUUCAUUUAAAACAUUUCGGCAUGUAUAUGGUAACUAGCAUCAUUUAUUAGUGAAUGUAUGAAAAACGAUUCAUAAAUUCUAUACUAAAACAGUCCAUAUUUUAUCAGCAAUGCUAUUUCUAUAUCAUAACACUAUCACUAAAAUCCAAAACUCUAGUUAUAAAUGUUUUUUUAAGACAAAUGUUUGUACAGUGUACGAACUUAUGUAAAAAAGAGUAGGUUUAAUUUCGAUCUUGUCUAUCUAUCUAAAUCUGUCAAACUACUGAAAUAAUAAAAUGAUACUUAACUAUGUUCAUCACUGUGCUGUAAAUAACUAUAUUCACUAAGUUUAUCUAGAAGAUUGGAAAUUAGUAUUCCUAAAGAAAGUCUGAAAACCAUUGGAUCUAACAUAUUUCAAAAGUUGAAAUAUCAGACGGCUUGGAAAAUAGUCAAGUUAAUAUCUACUAAGAAUUUAUUUCUUUGACAAAUUACAAAUUCAUAAGGAGAAAAACUCUCACGCAAAUAAGCUACACUCGGUAUGUUAUAACGCGAAUUUGACAUGCGUAGUAUUGUUCAAUGAAUAAUGUUGGGUACAUAUGCUAACUCUUUAAAGUUCAAUGUUAUUGUAGUAAGCUGAUAGUUUUGUACAGUAGUCGUACAUCGAUACUCAGAGCACAGGAGAUUAUAGAAAUAAAAUCAUAUGUUCCAACUAGUAAAUGAAAAAAUGUAGUACUGAGCACAAAUCUUGAAACCUAUAUUACACAAAUCGAUUGAUAUUUGAAUAAGUCAACGUCAAACAGGUAAAUAUUUACUCAUGUUAUUAGAAAUGACUGUUAACACCCCUAAAAUGACUGGUGUAAAGCGAUAUCAUGAGAAAUGUCUAUUCACAGCCAUGUGAGCAACUCUUUAGAAGUUCAGAUUCCAACGUAAACACGAAACGGUUGUUGAAAAUUAGGGCUGAUAUUUGGAUUUGGAAAUCACUGACUAAUAAAUGGUUUUCAAAUGUUAUUUUGAUUUUGUAUAUAUCAUACAUAAGCAAAAGUUUUUUUAAUAUUUCAUUUUCACUUGUUUCCGAUAUUAUUUGUGAAAUUUAACAUUAAAAAUGUCAUUUUAAUGGAAAAUAAUCAUUCCAGUAUGAUUCCCUACUUCAGACAAUCAAAUGUUUAUAAAGCGCUGUUCAAUCUUUUUCAAUACAUACCUAUUCAAAAAAUAACGAUCCUGAACUUUAUGUUACUCGGCUUGAAAACGUCUUAAACUUCC